Osmia bicornis bicornis is the source of this 3232-nucleotide messenger RNA. RefSeq names its product activating transcription factor 3 (gene Atf3). The transcript is spliced from 4 exons. Gene Ontology annotation, cellular component: nucleus. The record is from RefSeq and is a predicted model, not a curated record. The coding region runs from base 119 to 925 and encodes 268 amino acids. Gene Ontology annotation, molecular function: RNA polymerase II cis-regulatory region sequence-specific DNA binding; DNA-binding transcription factor activity, RNA polymerase II-specific. NCBI's taxonomy places the organism in Eukaryota, Metazoa, Arthropoda, Insecta, Hymenoptera, Megachilidae. Gene Ontology annotation, biological process: regulation of transcription by RNA polymerase II.
GCAACCGCGAAUUAUCCACAGUCGUGCGCCGGCAGCCGACGGAGGUGGACGGUGUAGGGCGUAUCGGGACGCUGUGUUGUUGUUCGCAACUAAAAAGGUUAAAUGGUAAUAACCGACCAUGUACAACCUGAAUGUGAACGUGAAUCCUAGUCCGACGGCUGCCGCGGGUCUUCUCGGUGUCGCGGCGGCCGAGGUCACUCCAAGGACACCGGAAAUCGUAAACUCCCUAAUCGCCAUGACCAAUCCCUUCGAGGGUUACACGAACGAGAGAAGCAGGGAUCGUACGGACUCGACUAGCAGCGGUGAGCCGAGCCCACCGAGUGUUCAGCACACCUGUAGUCAGCUCAUUAAAGAAGGGUUGAAGUUGACGUUACAAACGAAGAGGCGAGCUAAUGGAAGCGGAGAUGACACCAAGAAGAGGACGAAGAAGGAAGAUGGCAGCGCGGACGACGAGGAAGAGGACGAAGGGGGAAACAACAACGGCCGCAGUGGACUGACGCCGGAAGACGAGGAGAGGCGUCGGAGGAGACGAGAGAGGAACAAAAUCGCAGCGACAAAGUGUCGUUUAAAGAAACGCGAGAAGACGGUGAUCCUGGUGAAGGAGUCCGAGAUCCUCGAGACGCAGAACCACGACCUUAAGUCGCAGAUCCAGGAGCUGGAGACCCAGAGGCGUAGGCUGGUGGACAUGCUGAGUUUCCACAGGCCGACGUGUCUGAAACAAAGCAACGACACGUCGUAUCAGCAGUAUGCAGAACCGUUGCAGUUGCCGAGUUACCAGGAAAAUUUCGUACAACCUCCGCCAGCGUUAAAUCAACCUCAGAACUGUGUGACGGAUUAUCCGGUGAAGGUGGAGGAGUACGAGGGUGAAUUUUACCGACAGGAGAGCCCGUACGUGCCGACCACGGAUACCGGUUGCACGGUUUAAUAGCUUUAUCUAUUGCAAGGAACGUCUGCCACGCGAUUCUGUGGAGAUACCUUUGAGGAGAUCCGGUUUACCGGAUGGAGAGAAGCUGAAGAUGGUCCUCGGUGAACGAACGGUUGUAUGCAUUCCAAGAAGACACGAGAAAAAUGAUAACAUCUAGGUGACACGCAGAGGAUUUCGUUUUGUGAAAAUGUGAUCCUUUACCUGUUGGCUUCCUUUAUCAUUUCCGGUAAACCGGGCUUCCUGGAUCUCCCUCUUUUUUUAUUAAUCGCAAGUCUUAUAGCUCGUAAGGUCAUUAUUAUAGCGCUCCUGUUCUCUCUUUGUCCUUAUUCUUCUUCUUUCUUUUUUUAACACGAUCCUUUAUACUCGAAACGUUCGUCGUUGAACGCCUGAAGACAUUCCUUGAAAGUAACCCUCUUGAAAAUAAGUAACCAAUUCCUUGAACAUAAGUACUGUGACAUUCUAAGGUAUAAUUAAUGUAAUUGAUAAAUUUAAGGUACUGUGAAUCAUUUUUGCGAUGCUCGGGAUAUUGGGAAUUAUAUUCUUGUAAUUGGUACAAUCAUCGGUCGAUAAUGAAGAGCAUCGCAAAGAUGUUUCGUUUAUUUUAAGCGAGAAUCGGGCGGGUAUUUUGCAAAUUGCAGACUGCGUUAAUGCUGUUAAUUAUUUUUCACACGCGACCGCUUCUCGAUUCACCAGUGAGAAACCAAGUAUAACUCAGCGUAAGUCUUCUGAUAUUGAUCACGAUUAUUUACGUGUAUUGUGACGCGCGAUUAUGAAACCGCGUUCAAAGGAUACUUAUAAUUAUACGAAUAAUCGAACGAUAUUUAAUAUUAUAAAUGUGCAUAUUUUAUACGUAUGUUAUGUAUUUACACGCGCAGACACGCACAUACAGACACACAAGACACGGGUCAUUAACAGUUAAUGAAGACGUUACAAGUACAUGACGAUUAAUGACAAGAAUCUAACGACAUACCUCAAUUUUGUGGGUAGUUACCCUCCCUCGGUGCGUUUGUAAAGAGAGAUUAUUUUCAAAUUGAAUAUUUAUUAUUCUGAUCAUGUAAUUUGAACAAUUUUUAUACAUUUGAUAUGCCAAAGAAUCGCCAGAGCCAUUAGUCGAUCAAUUCAAAUUACAGUUUUAUAUCAAUCAAAAAGAAUUUAGCAAACGCACCUUGGGCUACGCUUAAGCGUUUUUUGCAAUUUAUGGAAGCUAGUUUAAUACUUAGCCAAACGCGAUACAAUUAUAAUAGCGACACGCCUUCAAGUCCAUGGAAUAAAAAAAAAAAAAAAUGCUUUUCUUCAUCUUCGGAAUGUUACCGCCAGUUGAUCUAACGAAGAAGAAGAUUUUUCUUACACUUCCUGUCACACGAAGUGAGACAAAGUCUUCCUCUUAUUCUUCACGAGAUUAAUUAUCGUCUACGAACAUUAAUAGGGAUGUUUUUUAAAAUUCGUAAGACGAAUGUCAACACGUAGCAAUUACACACGUGUGGUGCUAUAUAUAUUAUAUAUAUAUAUUUGCUUUUUAUAUAAAUUUUAUUAAGUUGCCUGAAGAGAGUAUUUAAAUAGUUUAAUACCCAUGUUAAGCGUAUAUAUAUAUAUUAUCGAUGUCUAUUUACUAAUGCAAAGUUCUGAAAGUAUCCAGACAUAUCGAGAGUUUAUAUUUAUAUACGAAUCUUUUUCUAUUGUUGACAUAUUGAGAGAAAACAUCCGAAUGCGGUGAAAUUAUUAAUAAUAUUAUCGACGUACUAAACAAUCUUUAAGUAUUGGAUUUAUCACACGCAGUUAUAUUAAGCAAUCACUGUUUGAUCUUUCUUUAUCUAUGGAUGAUUUGCAGACUGUUUGAAAGUAUUGCAUUUUUUUUAAAUUGCGAUCAUGUUUCGAAAAUCACAUAUUUGUUUAAAAUUAUGAACAAAAUUGUUUCUUUUUUUUUUUAAAUGUAGAGUGUAGUUUGAUAUAAUUACGUUUGCUAUCCAAUAUAUACUGCCAUUAUUAAAAUCCCAGAUACAGUCAUUUAUAGUAUCUGACUUCUAGGUUCAUUAUCUUGUUAGUAAAAUGUAUUAAAAAGUCUUUCUAGAGAAUAAGUGCAAAAUAACUUUAAUAACAGCAAACAGUAUAUAAGAUUUUAUUUGUUGUAACAAAAUCGUACUAUUGUCUUUAAUUACUGAGUACCUGGCCAUGGAUUUCCAUGCGACAGCUAUUUUUCCCUAGGAGAAAUGCAUUGAAUAUUAAAACUAGAGAAAUGGCUGACAAAAUUUUAUCAUUGUAACCUAAGGGAAAAUUUUAUUCUUUAAAUAAAAGUGCCUUCAAUACUAA